Messenger RNA from Rotaria sordida, 2739 nucleotides. NCBI's taxonomy places the organism in Eukaryota, Metazoa, Rotifera, Eurotatoria, Philodinida, Philodinidae. The record is from the annotation of a GenBank genome assembly.
AUGGAUAGAAAUACGAAAAUAGAUCAUCAUAAAUUUAACUCUGAACUCAAUCGUCCUACUACGGCACCACCUCAUCAACCAACGACAGUUAUUAAAUAUAUGACCCCACGCACUAUAGGACUCAAUCUUACAAAUAGUUUUCAAGGAUCACUACGUAAUUUUACUCUUCCAAAUAUUGACUCAAGUUUAGUGGCACCAACACUAACAACAAAUUAUGGUCUUGUUUCAUUCGUUCAAGCUCCACUAUCAACAGCUGUAGCACCAAUACAAAAUAUCGAUGGAGAACAUAUUAGACAUGAACAUCGUGAAUUAUCCAAAUUACAUGAAACAUUAACAGAUAAUAUAUUACUUUGUUGUCAUUAUGAGGUACAUAAUCGUGCACAAGAAUUACAACUUGAAUUAUUUCAGACAAAUGCAAAUAAAAAUUCUUCAAUUAUUGAAAAAAUGUUUCAAUCAGAAAUUGAAACAGGUCAUCAAUUAAUAACUGAUGCAUCACGUUAUAAAUCUGAAUUAAACAAAAAAUUAACUGAUAUUCAUCAAGUAACAGUUGCUAAUGAUGAACAUUAUCAACAAUUAUUAUCAAAACGUAAUACAACAAAUAAAGAAAUAUUUGAAUAUCAACGUAAAUUAGCACAAAAUCGAGCUGAAUCAGAAUUUCUUCGUUCUCGUAUACAACAAUUUAAUGAUGAAACUAAUUUUUAUACAUUAAAAAAUAAUAUUUUACAAACACGACAAGUUAAAUUACGUUAUGAAUUAGAUGAAGAAACAUUUGCUAAACAAGUUUUAGAAAUGGAGUUCGGAGUAUUGGAAAAUGAAAAAAUAACAAAUGAAGAUAUACAUUUAACAACAAUGAAUGAUAUACGACAAUCAAUUAAUAUUAAUCAAAUAGCAACAAUUGAACCAUCAAAUACUUUUCAUGAACAAUUAAAUUAUGAAUUACGUCGUAUGAAAUCCGAAUUUGAAAGAAAACUUCAAACAUAUAGAGAUGAAUUACAUCGAAAAUUUGAACUUGAAUAUCAUCGUUAUCGAAUGCAGAAAUCAUUCCCAACGCCAAAUGUAUUGAGAGAACAUGAAAUGAAUUCCGAACAAUUUAAACGUGAAAAAAACGAUAUUGAACAACAACUUCGUUUUGUACGUGAAAAUAUUUAUCAAUUACAAAGUCAGAUAGAAAUCAUAGAAAAAAAAAUUCUUGAUGAACGAGUUAAUACUGAAUCAAUAUCAAAAUCACAAAGACAUUUAUCAAUGCUUCAACAAAUUAUUCGUGAAAGAGAAAAUCAAUUAGAGGAAACUAUACAAAUACGAACAACAAUUAAGAACAGUAUUGAAAAUUAUCGAGAAGAACUUAAUCGAUAUCCAAAACGAAUUAUAAAUAAUUCUAAUGAAACUGAACAAUCAAUAAAACAAAAUAUACAAAAUACAAAUAAUCAACAAAAACAGUCAUCAUCAACUAUUAUUCAAGUAAUUCCUUCUCCAUUCCGAUCAAAAACUAAUCAAACUGAAGAAAUAUCAUUAGAAGAAGGAACAUUAGUACGUUUUAAUGAUUUUAAUGUGGAACAAGAUUGUAAAGAAUUAAAUACAAGCUUACAGAAACCAAAUAUAGAUGAAAUGAGUGUUAUAAGAAUACUUUGUAAUCGAACUAUUGCUCAACGUCUUCAAAUUCGUGAUACAUAUCCAAACCGUUUUGGUGAAAAUCUAAAUGAUGUUAUCGAAACUAAAGUAAGUGGAAAUUUAAAAACACUCUUACAAAGACUUUUAUUAUCAUCUAUUGAAUAUGAUUGUAUUGAAUUACGACGAAUAUUAUGUGGAACAAAAAUUGAUGAAACUACUCUUAUUGAAAUAUUUCUUAGUCGUUCAAAUAAAGAAAUUAAAACAAUAAUUCAUACUUAUGAAACAAUAUUUAAAAGUACACUUGCAAAAGAUAUAAUUGAUGAUGAAGAAACGCCUUCAAAACAAAUCAUUCUUGCAUUACUUCAAGCUAAUCGUCCAGAAGAUAAUGAUAUUGAUGAUGAUGAAGUAUUAGAAGAUGCUCAAUAUUUAUAUGAAACAAAUUCAAAAUGGCGUAGAGAUGGUUCAACAUUUAUUCGACUUUUAUGUAAUCGAAGUAAUACACAUUUAAAACAAAUCUUUGAUGCUUAUCCACAAUUUAGUAAAACUGAUAUUGAACAAUCGAUUCAAAUUGAUAAAGAUUCUGAUCUUAGUCAUACAUUGAUGGCUAUUGUUCGAAUUGUAAGAAAUCGGCCACGGUUUUUUGCAUUCGAAUUAAAAAAAAGUCUUAAAAGUUCUGGUUGUAAUGAAGAUAAUUUAACUCGUAUAAUCGUUUCAAGAUGUGAAAUUGAUAUGAUACAAAUAAAAUCUGAAUUUGAAAAAAUAUCUAAACGUACACUUUUUGAUCAAAUACAUACCGAUACAUCUGGAUAUUAUAAACGAGCUCUUUUAGAAUUAUUACGUCAACGUAGUGAACCAAUCAGUAAUAAUUCAAUAUUUAAACAGUUACUUGACUCAAAACUAGUACAAAAAAAAACUCGACCAACUGUACAAUGGAAACAACCAAUGAGUAAAAAACCGUUUGGAAGAAGUCUAAGUAAUCGAGAUAUUUAUAAUUCGAGUCAAUUUGAUCGAAAUAACGAAGCGAAAAUGAAUACACUUUUAACAUUUAACACUAAGCCACCAAACGUACAAUAUACUGAACUAUAUCCAGCUCGUAAACGUUUAUAUUCAAAUCAAAAUGAUGACGAAUAA